Geodia barretti is the source of this 1413-nucleotide messenger RNA. The record is from the annotation of a GenBank genome assembly. NCBI's taxonomy places the organism in Eukaryota, Metazoa, Porifera, Demospongiae, Tetractinellida, Geodiidae.
AUGACCAACAAUCGCUGGGUACGCAACAGCUUAAUCUAUCUGCUGAUAAUUAUUGGCGUGAUAGUCAUCUUCUAUACGCUGAUCCCCAGCCUGGGUAGCAGCGAGCAACUCUCGCUCACCGAGGUAAUGGGGCAGGCCAGUACCGGCCAGAUUGAACGAAUCAUCGUAGACGGGGAAAAACUCACCGUCAUACCGCGAGUUGCCCGGGGUGGAGACACCACCAAGUACACUAGUCGCAUCGGCAAAAACACCGACCUGAUCCAGCUGUUUACCGACGCCAGGAUCCUGGGCCAGAACCCGGCAAACGCGGCCGCACCCGAGAUUGAGUACAAGGGCUCCAGCGGGCUGGGCAGCGUCUUUGGUAUCCUGAUCAACUUCCUGCCCCUCAUAUUCUUUGGCGGGCUGAUACUGCUGAUGAUGCGGCAGGCCCAGGGCUCCAACAACCAGACCAUGAGCUUCGGUCGCAGCCGCGCCCGUAUGCUGCCCUUCAAUCGUCCGUCCGUAACCUUCAACGACGUGGCCGGUGUGGAUGAAGCCAAGGCUGAGCUGGAAGAAGUGGUCGAAUUCCUGAAAUUCCCGGAGCGCUUCCUGGCUUUGGGCGCGCGCAUCCCCAAGGGCGUGCUGCUGGUCGGCCCGCCCGGCACGGGCAAAACCCUGCUCGCCCGCGCCGUAGCCGGAGAAGCCGGCGUGCCCUUCUUCCAUAUUUCAGGCAGCGAAUUCGUUGAGAUGUUCGUCGGCGUGGGAGCCGCCCGGGUUCGCGACCUGUUCGAGCAGGCCAAGCGCAACGCGCCCUGCAUUCUGUUCGUCGAUGAAAUCGACGCGGUGGGACGGCACCGUGGCGCCGGUCUCGGCGGCGGCCACGACGAACGCGAACAAACACUGAACCAGAUCCUCGUCGAAAUGGACGGCUUCGAGACCAACACCAACAUCAUCGUCAUUGCCGCCACCAACCGGCCCGACAUCCUUGAUCCGGCCCUGCUGCGCCCCGGUCGUUUUGACCGCCGCGUUACGCUGGACCUGCCCGACGUGGUCGGACGCCACGCCAUCCUGCGGGUUCACGCCGCCGGCAAACCAUUGGCUGGAGAAGUCAACCUGGAAAUCAUCGGACGCGAAACUCCCGGUUUCAGCGGCGCCGACCUAUCCAACCUGGUCAACGAGGCAGCGCUGCUGGCCGCACGCAAGAACCAGUCCAGCAUCUUCAUGCCGGACUUCGAGGAAGCCAUCGAGCGGGUCAUCGCCGGCCCCGAGCGCAAGAGCCGCGUCAUCAACCAGCGUGAAAAGGAGAUGACCGCCUACCACGAAGCGGGUCAUGCCCUGGUGGCCUGGCACCUGCCACACGCCGACCGUGUGCACAAGAUCAGCAUCGUCUCCCCGCGGCAACAUGGGCGGCCACACCACCCUGCUGCCCUCUGA